Sciurus carolinensis (gray squirrel) is the source of this 1389-nucleotide messenger RNA. RefSeq names its product MANSC domain containing 4 (gene Mansc4). NCBI's taxonomy places the organism in Eukaryota, Metazoa, Chordata, Mammalia, Rodentia, Sciuridae. The transcript has 3 exons. The record is from RefSeq and is a predicted model, not a curated record. Bases 178 to 1194 code for a protein of 338 amino acids.
CAAAAGAAAAACCAAUGUGCAAAGAACAGCCUUCUUUCAAGGUGACUCUCCAGAAAGGUCCCCAGGAAGCUUACCCUCAGUCAGAGUCCAGAAGAUUCAGAGCUUGAACUCUAAUGGUCAGUGUUAGUCUCUGUCUGGAAAUCCGACUUUUUCCAAGUCUCUCUUCACAGCAAAGAAAUGCAUGUGGUAGUGGUAGCAACAGAAGUGAUAUUGCUCCUAAGCAUGGGGUGGACAUCAGACUCCCUCUGCUCACCCACCAUUUUUUACAGAGACUGCUGGAUCCGCCGCUUCCCAGGUCUUCUAAUUGAUUUGGAAGAGUCUCAGAAGCUGGGAGCCCAGUUCUUGAAAUAUUAUUCUGAGAGCACUGGCCAGAAGUGCAGUAGGAGCUGCUGUCUUAGGAAGGACGUUUCCUGUAACUUGGCUGUCUUCUUCCAUGAUCCUAUUCAUGACAACGUCAAUUGCCUACACAUCCACUGCCCAACACUGGAGAGCUGCAUAUUAGAGCCUGGAACCGGUGCCAUUCUGUACAACAUAACAGAUGGUAUAGAUCCAGAUUUGCUGGUUUUUGAGCAAUCACCUUCCACAUAUCUAAAUACCCGUUCUUCAUCUGAUAGGUGGGAGAGACUAAGGAUUCUAAAAGCUAUGAAUUUAGAUUAUAAACAACAAACCACCAUGAUAAACCACAUGUUGCCAUCAAUAGAGGCUCCAUCAUCAGCCCCACAUCAAGAUUUGGUUGUAAAUACAAACAGUACCCGUUAUUCAAAGGAAUUAACCACAGAUUUUUGGGCAAAGUUCAUUUCCCUGAAUGACUCCAUUACCACCAAGGUAAACAUGGUGUCACCAAGCACUGACUUAAUCAAUGAUCCAGAUAACCAGACUGUUUCUCCUUUCUUUGUGCCCAUCAACACAAAACUUUCUCUUAUGCCUAUUCCAUCCCAACUCAACAGCAGCAAACAAUUACUGAAUAAAACCAAGGGGUACAACAGCAGAAAUCAGACAUAUGAGAAUGAAGACAAGAUACUCGAUGGGGCACCUGUGACUUUAAAGACCUGGCUGGCUUCUGUGGCCUCAUGCACCUUUGUCAUCUUUCUUUGCUGUUGUAUGGUCAUCCUGGCAACCAGAUGCUGUCGAAAGCAACAGGGCCAGUAUAAACUAGGACAGAGAAAAUCCAAGCAAAGGAUCCAAGCAAAGUAAAAAAUGUAAUAUGCUGAAGAACGACUCCUAAAAGAUGUCAUGAGAUUAUAAGCUUUCAAGGGUAUCAUCUUCAGUUUUCUGUAAGACAAGGAAGUUUGAGUAAAAAAUAUAAUUACACAGGAUGCUCACUCCUAUUUCUAAAAAGGCAAAUGUUUGGUAAACAUAACUGCUUUCUUGAUUAUUUCCAAAUUUUGA